CUCUAAACACUCGGUUCCCAUCACUUAUAAAAGGGAAGAGGACUCACAAUGUCUCUAAACACUCUGUUCCUAUCACUUAUCAAAGAGAAGAGGACUUGCAAUGUCUCUAAACACUCAGUUCCCAUAAUUUAUCAAAGGGAAAAGGACUCCAAACGUCUCUAAACACUCGGUUCCCAUCACUUAUCAAAGGGAAAAGGACUCGAAACGUCUCAAAACACUCGGUUCCCAUCACUUAUAAAAGGGAAAAGGACUCCAAACGUCUCUAAACACUUGGUUCCCAUCACUUAUCAAAGGUGGUCCUUGAACGCACCAUGACUCCGAUUCCACUUGUUCAUCCAUCAUCUUACAUUAUCAUUCAUUAGUGGACGCGCGCACGCUGUGGGAGAGGCCGUGCGCGGUCGUGCGAGAGCGCUGCAGUCUUUACGUCAAGCAGGAGUGAGGGAGGAGGAGGAGGACACGUAACGGUCCGCAAAGAGUGAGGCAGUCUGCGGGGUAGCAGCACCACCAUUCUCACUAGACUCUCCGUGCACUUUUAAGAGGCCUCGAACUUUAUUGAUUUGUGUGGUACACACAAGACCAAAUACAGACAUGGUGUUCAGAGGCACAAUAGCGGAUGCUGCCGGUUUUGAUCCCAACGCGGAUGCUGAGGCGCUGUACAACGCGAUGAAGGGCAUGGGUAGUGAUAAAGAAGCCAUUUUGGAUCUGGUCAGUUCUCGCAGUAACGCUCAGCGGCAGGAAGUCAUUGCAGCAUACAAGUGUACCUUUGGGAAGGAUCUCAUUGAGGACCUGAAAUAUGAGCUGACGGGUAAAUUUGAGCGUCUCAUUGUGAGUCUGAUGAGAACGCCAGCAUACCACGAUGCCAAAGAAAUUAAAGAUGCACUCAAAGGAGCUGGAACCAACGAGAGGUGCUUGAUUGAAGUCGUGGCUUCAAGAAACAACCAACAAAUCCAUGCCAUGGUUCAAGCAUACAAGGACGCCUAUGGUAGAAACAUGGAGGACGAUGUGAUCGCUGACACUUCUGGUCACUUUAAGAAGAUGCUGGUUGUUUUACUUCAGGGGACCAGAGAUGAGUCGGGGGUCGUGAACGCAGAUCUGGUGGAGCAAGAUGCACAAGACCUUUAUGCUGCCGGGGAAGAGAAGUGGGGAACAGACGAGGCCAAAUUCAUCAUGAUUCUGGGGAACCGCAGCGUGACCCACCUCCGCAUGGUUUUCGAUGCAUACGAGAAGAUUACAGAGACGUCCAUCGAGGACAGCAUAAAGAGCGAGCUGUCUGGAGACUUUGAGAGGCUGAUGCUUGCUGUUGUCCAGUGCAUACGCAGUGUUCCCAUGUUCUUUGCCAGGCGCCUGUACAAGUCCAUGAAGGGUCUCGGUACAGCUGACAACACCUUGAUCAGGAUCAUGAUUGCUCGCUCUGAAAUAGACAUGUUGGAUAUCCGCGAGUGUUUCAGGCUCAGAUAUGAGAAGUCACUUUACAACAUGAUUAAGGAUGACACAUCCGGUGAUUACAAGAGGACUCUGCUGAAUCUGUGUGGGGGAGAUGAUGACCUCGCCGGAGAGUUUUUCCCUGAAGCUGCUCAGAUAGCCUACAAGAUGUGGGAAAUAAGCGCCAUGACCAAAGUCCAGCUGAGGCCAACAGUUGUCCCCGCAGCCAACUUUGACCCUGCCGCUGAUGCACAAGCGCUAAGAAAAGCCAUGAAGGGAUUCGGAACUGACGAAGAUGCAAUUAUUGACAUAGUUGCACAUCGAAGCAAUGCACAGAGACAAGUGAUCAGACAGACCUUCAAAUCACUACUGGGACGGGAUCUGAUGAAAGACUUGAAGUCCGAACUGUCCAAGAACUUGGAGAGGCUCAUUAUUGGGCUCAUGUUGACCCCCGCUGAGUUUGAUGCCAAAAUGAUGAGGAAGGCCAUGGAGGGCGCUGGCACCGAUGAACACGCUCUAAUUGAGAUCCUGGUCACUAGGAGCAACGAGGAAAUCCAAGCCAUGAAUGCCGCCUUUCAGGAAGCCUACAAAAAGUCUUUAGAGGACGCAAUUCAAUCGGACACAUCAGGCCACUUCUGCCGCAUCUUGGUUUCACUUGUGCAGGGUGCAAGGGAAGAUGGCCCUGCCGAUUUGGAAAGAGCCAAUUCAGAUGCUCAGGAACUUGCUGACGCAUGCAAUGCUGACUCUGAUGACAGGGUGAUGAAGUUCAUGAGUAUUCUGUGCACCAGAAGCUUCCCUCAUCUUCGGAAAGUUUUCCAGGAGUUUGUCCGAUGUUCCAAUAAGGAUAUCGAACAAAUCAUCAAGAAGGAAAUGUCAGGAGAUGUGAAAAACGUCUUCUAUGCUUUAGUUCGCAGCGUGAAGAACCAGCCUUCUUAUUUUGCAGACCGUUUGUACAAAGCAAUGAAGGGUCUCGGCACAGACGACAGAGCGUUGAUCCGCAUCAUGGUGUCCCGUAGCGAAAUCGACCUUUUCAACGUUCGUAAAGAGUUUAAAGAAACGCAGGACGCCUCCCUCCAUGAAUUCAUCCAGGUAGAGACAAUGAUCGGUGACACUUCAGGAGAUUACCGUAAAACCCUUCUGGUGCUCUGUGGAGGGGAGGAUUAACGUUGGCACAUCUUCACAUCUCCGCAGUGGUGAGACCCGCCAUCGACAGGCGCCGUCACUGCGUCAAACUGUCACGGGUCAAUAUUUUAUUGGCAGCACCCUGAAGUGCCAAAGUUACGUUCCACGUCUUUCAUGCCACUUUUAUCAGGACAUUUCUUUCUUUUUUUUUUUUUUUUCUUGACAGACUAUCACAUAUACUGUCUAUGCAGCCAUCACUGUGAUGAUACAUAACUCAAUAAAAUCAGGAUAAACGACAUAUGUACAAGUAAAGCUCACUUCCUCCAGCAUGUUUUCUACUAUUUGUCACAGUGUGUGGGAAAACGUGAAGCCCUCGGAUUUGCAUGUUAGCUGCUAGCUCAAUGAUUUAUUGUGUUGGACUGAGCAGAACGGGAUCUAUUUGACAUCAGGAAAUUCCCUGUAAGUCAAUGCUUCUUUAUUAUGUGUUUGGCAAAAGGGCCGUACAUUCGUGAUUCAACAUUCAUUCAUGCAAGAAUAGAACAUUUUUUUCUGUAUAAAACACAUUUCAUUCACUCUAUAUUGGUAAUCAUUUUAAAAAUAUGUGAUAAUACAGGUCAAGUGUCCAGCAUACAUGUGGAAAUGUGGGAACUGAUAAAAGAAGGUGAGGAUCUAAUAAUUACAACAGUGACAGAACUUCAUAAUCAAGCUU
Messenger RNA from Doryrhamphus excisus (bluestripe pipefish), 3253 nucleotides. The record is from RefSeq and is a predicted model, not a curated record. NCBI's taxonomy places the organism in Eukaryota, Metazoa, Chordata, Actinopteri, Syngnathiformes, Syngnathidae.